Molecule: messenger RNA, 598 nt
Organism: Metopolophium dirhodum (rose-grain aphid)
Lineage: Eukaryota; Metazoa; Arthropoda; Insecta; Hemiptera; Aphididae
Product: ejaculatory bulb-specific protein 3-like
Exons: 2
Coding region: 52-423 (123 amino acids)
Source: RefSeq, a predicted model, not a curated record
UUUGACCAAAGCUAAUUUUUCCAGAAUAUUUAUUCGUUAAAACGGACAAAAAUGGCUCAACUUAACUUAUUUGUUGUUCUGGUCGCGUCGCUGGUGUGCUUCACAUUGGCUGAAGAAAAGUACUCAACUAAAUACGAAAACUUUGACGUGGACAAGGUGUUAAACAACGACAGUCUUUUAACCAGCUAUAUCAAUUGUUUGCUCGACGAAGAAAAUUGUACCGAGGAAGGCCAAGCAUUGAAGAGAGUUUUACCAGACGAAUUAAAAACUAACUGUGGAAAAUGUACAGAUGCACAAAAAUUAAAAAUAGUAAAAAUAAUAAAAUUUUUGAUCAAGAACCGUUCUACUGACUUUGAUCGUUUGACCGCCAAAUACGACCCAUCGGGAGAAUACAAGAAAAAGCUCGAAAAAUUCUCCGCUUAAAGGACUGCAGAUGCUAAACAAUAAUUAUUUUCAUUCUUUAUGUCUUAAACUUUUUUUAUGCACUUCCCGUUGUAUUAAAACCAGUACUAUGGUAUUUCAAUAUUAUUUAAUUAUAUGAUUAUAAAAAUUUGAUACAAUUAUAUGUUUCUGUUAAAAUAAAUAUUAAUUAUUUAUG